This is a messenger RNA of Triticum aestivum (bread wheat), 605 nucleotides long. RefSeq lists its product as uncharacterized. The transcript is spliced from 2 exons. The coding region runs from base 75 to 434 and encodes 119 amino acids. The record is from RefSeq and is a predicted model, not a curated record. NCBI's taxonomy places the organism in Eukaryota, Viridiplantae, Streptophyta, Magnoliopsida, Poales, Poaceae.
ACAGCACUUCUUCUCUCCACUCCCUGACCCCGAAGAAGAAGAAGCCAUAGCCCGUAGCUUGCGCGAGGAAGGAGAUGGAGGCGAAGAAGCUGAAGGGGGCGGCCACCAUGGCCGCGCUGUGCGUGCUCCUCCUCCUGGCGCUGCUGCCCAGGGAGGCGGCCGCCAAGUCGGAGUUCUGCAAGUGCUUCGAUGACUGCUACCCCGGGUGCGUGAGCGGCAACGUGCCGGGCUACGCCUGCGAUGUGUUCUGCGCCAACAAGUGCAGCCCCAACACCAACCACCCCGGCUAUGGCGUCGGCGUCGGCACCUGCAGGAUGGCCUGCAAGAUACAGAUCUGCGGCCACUCAGCGGCGGCGCCGACCGAUGCAGCUGACGCCGACGUCUGCAUGCAGAACUGCAACAGGAAGCUGAGCCAGAUGGCCCAGACUGAUUAACCGCCAAACCGCUCCGUUUUAGGAGAAGAGAAGAAGAUUUGAAGAGCUACCUUGCCGAUCAUGGGAUCACUACAUAUAUAUGAAUAUGAUGUUGAAUGGCUGUGAUUGUAGCAGCAACCAAUAAAUUGAGUAUGUCGAUAUGUAAGGCAUAAUAUACAUGCAUAAUAUGAA